Messenger RNA from Pteropus alecto (black flying fox), 2106 nucleotides. RefSeq names its product T cell activation inhibitor, mitochondrial (gene TCAIM). The transcript has 11 exons. NCBI's taxonomy places the organism in Eukaryota, Metazoa, Chordata, Mammalia, Chiroptera, Pteropodidae. The record is from RefSeq and is a predicted model, not a curated record. Bases 14 to 1441 code for a protein of 475 amino acids. Gene Ontology annotation, cellular component: mitochondrion.
CGCCCCGGUGCGCAUGCGCCGCGAGACAGCCCGCGCGGCCCCGCACAGCCCUGCGGGAGGAGCGACCGUCCUCCCUCCUGGUACCCGGUGGGAGGUGAAACAGGUCGGAGAAAGCCCUCGCGUGGACACUUACCUGAACUCGAUUAAUGGAUGCCUGGAAGUUGACGUACACAGAUGUUCAGAAAUGUUUUGCCACCUGAGACCUGUAAGGAGGUUAUGUCUGGAGAAGGCAUUUCCACACUGGUUUCUCUACUCAAGAGCUUUUUCAGGAGCCGAAGCAGUUAAUGCCUUGAGGCCAUUCUAUUUCGCAGUGCACCCAGACUUCUUUGGACAGCACCCCAGAGAAAGGGAAGUCAAUGAAAAUUCGCUUCAGAGAUUAAGUGUCUACUUAGAAAAUCUCCAGAAACCAGGCUUCAAGUCUUUGAAACCCACUCAGCUUACGUUUUAUGUUAGAGAAACAGACCAGAACUCCUCCGAUGGCCAGGAACCCUUUAGCGCUUCCGGAUUUCGAGCAGUCAAAUUUACUUUGCACACCAGAGAUCUGCUAAGCACAGUAUUAUAUAUUCUCAACUCCUGCAGUUUAUCAGUUGAACAUAUCCAAAGCUCGAAUAGCAAUGUGCAUUCUCAGCCUCUCAAAGCGGCGAAAAGGAUGUCUGACAGGCCCAUCAAAUGGGACAAGUCUUAUUACUCCUUUACUGGAUUUAAAGAUCCGGACGAAGAUCUCGAACAAGUCUUGAGAAUGGAAACAACCCUGACAUCCUGGUUAGAUAACAAUGGGAAAAGUGCUGUUAAAAAGCUGGAGAAUAGUCUGCCACUUAGAAAAGAACUAGAUCGUUUAAAAGAUGAACUGUCUCAUCAAUUGCAGCUCUCAGAUAUCAGGUGGCAGAGGAGCUGGGGCAUCGCCCAUCGCUGUAGCCAGCUGCAUAGUUUAGGCCGCUUAGCACAGCAGAACGUGGAAACGCUUAAAAAUGCAAAAGGAUGUACAAUAAUAUUUACAGACCGCUCUGGAAUGAGUGCGGUGGGCCAUGUGAUGCUGGGAACAAUGGAUGUCCAUCAUCACUGGACAAGGCUUUUUGAAAGGUUACCAAGUUAUUUUGACCUUCAGAGGAGGCUGGUGCUUUUAGAAGACCAAAUAAGCUAUCUUCUAGGUGGCAUACAAGUUGUUUAUAUUGAAGAAUUACAGCCAGAAUUGACACUUGAAGAAUAUUACGCUCUUCUUAAUGUAUUCUAUAAAAGACUGUUGAAAAACAGAAUUCCUUUCCAUCCUCGAAGUCUGCGUGGUUUACAAAUGAUCCUUAACAGUGACAGAUAUGCGCCCAGCUUGCAUGAACUCGGGCAUUUUAACAUCCCAGCCCUCUGCGAUCCAGCAAACCUCCAGUGGUUCAUCCUCACCAAAGCCCCACAGGCCAGAGAGAACUUGAAGAGAAAAGACGACACGUGAAAAAGUUUGUCAUCCCCAGCUGUCCACGGUACCCGAGAAGUCUCGCUGUGGGAUCCUAAAGAGAGCGGACAUUCCAAGACCCCUGUCAGGCCUCUCUGCUGUCCACCUUCUCUGCUGUCUAAGCAGCGUUGUCUAGAAGGAGUCAUCAUCCUACGGAAGAGUGAACAGCACUUGAGGAAGUGUUUCAGGUGUCGGUGAGGACAGGGCUUCGGUGAGGACAGCCCACUGCUGCUGACUGCAGACUGACUGCAGUGGCCAUGUCCGUGUCCAAGUAUUGUCCUGGCUUAUGGGUAUUUUAUGAUACUUUUCCCUUUUAUGCAGAGUUUUAAGAUCGGGUAAAAGAGGAUAUUUGGGUACUUUUAACCAGCACAGUACUUAAAUGAGACUAGUUCGGGAGCCCUUGACCAUGACGAUUUUGCUUUUCUUACCUUCUCACCUGGGCUUCCCAAGUGACGUACACCUGGGAGGCCUGCAAGGCGGAGCCCUCUCACAUAUCCGGUUUGGGACUGAAUCCGCUUCCUAAAUACCACAUCCUGAACAUUUGCCACCUGCGAGAGAAAGGAUGGAAGACGCUGCGUUCUUUGUGCCUUGAGAUGUUUACUUUGCACCUUCACCUCAAGCCCUGGAUGGACCAGAGACAGUGCAGCCUCAGGCAGAGGGGCGGG